CUUUGUAAGCAGAUUUUAUCUGGACCAGGUCCUGCAUAAAAACAGAAUCCAAUCUCAUUUCCGUUGUCAUGUAACUCUUAUUUCCCCCCCUCAUCAUUGCUUUUCUAUUUCUUCUUCCUACGCAGUUCUCCUUUUUCAGCAGCAUAAUUUUAAACUACAUAGAAUUCAGAUAUGGCUUCUUUUAUUCUCGCAUCUGCUCUGGUACCUUGUCUCAACUAGAUCUCUGUUUAACAUCUGGUUUUGCCUGGGCUGACAGAUGUAUUCUUGGAGCUGUAAAUAUUGCGAAUCAGGGAUACAGAAAUCUUCUCGCCCCGUGAAUCUAAUCGAGGUUCUUUUCUAGUAUCUCGCUGAACAUCUGAAGUCUCCCUUUCUUCCGACAACCUCUGGAGCUGCUUUGGGCUAAGAGAAAGCGCUGUUUGGAUUCACUCUCUUGCCAUGUUCCCAUCUCACGUGGGGCUGGAUUUUUGGGUGGGCAGACAUUUGCAGAUGGUCCCAACCUGCUGCACCUUUUCCUGCUGGUGUCCAGCCCAGACAACCACAGGCUGGAUGCUACAUGGGACCUUUUCUUCACUGUGGGCUCUGACAAAGCUACUGGUUUACAUUUUAGCUGAAGAUGUGGUCUGUCAGGAUUUGAACUUUAUUUUCCAGCCAGGAAACCCUCCCCAAAGGCAGAUCAGUGCUGCGGCCAUGUUUCUCCAAGGACGUUGGGGAGAACACAACAGAAAUGGGGAGCCUGACCUGCGAAGCUGAGCAUCAAGCUGGGAAGAUGGUGCUGACGUCUCUCUUGAGGUGUGGGGUCUUCAGCCACCAACUGCAACUGGUUUCAGGAGGAGGUGGGGACAGCAGGUGGGAGCUUUCUAAGCCAGACAAAGGAGACCUGACAAACAACUGUGGUGAAGGGACAAGCCCAGGGCAAAGAAGUGUCCGGUCACCUCCUCUCCUGGAGCACAAGCUGGGAUCUGGAAAGACUGGAGACAUUUUGCAAGACUCAACACCUGGAGCAGUGCAAACCAGGACCAGGUGGGCAGCCCUGAUGUCGGUCAAGCUCUAUGUGCUCAUCAGCUGGCCUGAUGGCAGCCGGGUGAUCAACAUUGAGAACAUCAAGGAGCCACGCAAACCCUUCCACCUCUACACGGUGGGCGAGCAGGUGCUGGCCCGCUGCCCCGGCUUCAGUGGGCUCUACUGGGGGAUGCUGGAAGGCAUAAGUGAGCAUAAAGAUAUUUUAGAGAAGAAGCUGUUGGAAGACAGACAGCUCCUGGAGAAGUUGAAAGAAGAACCAGCUGUCCACAGCAUGAUGCCACCCCAGCCAAAAAAAUCCAGGAAAACCUUCCCAAAAUGGACCUCGGGGAAUGCAUCCAGAAAAUACCACGGCGAUAGGACAUAUGUUUCCAAGCCGCUGCUGCGGGCGGCCGAGGCCAGCCUGCCCCAUGAUGCUGGCAGCUCCUCCAUAGCCAAGGAGAGAUGUGCUCUGGGCAAUGUGGCAGGAGGCCCCUGCGCGCUGGUGGGGCCCCCCCACCCAGCCAGCACCUACACACCCCCGCCCGCAUUUGUCACCAUGGCCGUGCCAGGGACUUCCCAGGGUGAAGAGGACAGGGCUGGUCCACCUACCAGAGAUUACGUUGCCCUGGCAAUGAAGAGGAAGUCAGAUGGCAUCUUGUCCCCGUGCCAGCAACACAUCUGUCUGAACAGCUGUGAAGAACAAAAACUCGAUGUUUUGCAAGAGAUGGAUGACUUUGAGAGGGUUCAAAAAAAUUUUGGUCCCGGUGAAAUGGAAAGGGUGGAGAAGAUGGAGCAGCUGGAGAGGAUGGUGGUGGACCUCCAACAGGAUGUCCUUUCUCUGAAGAAGAAGGUGCAGAGGCUGGAAUCCUUGUCCUUCCAGGAGGAGCCCCACAGGCAGCCAUGUGAGGUGGUGGAGCUCUUCAAUGGCUACACCAAGGAACAGCUCAAAGAAACCAUCCGGUUUGACCAGAAAAUCAGCACUGCCUGCAAGACGCUGCUCUACAAGCUCUUCACAUCCGACUACAUCCAGAGCCACUCCAUCACGGGCCGGAGGGGCAAUACUUUCCGAGAGGCGAAGCCCAUGAUGGAUGAACGUUGCAUCAAAAUAAUUCGGGUGCUGUUGAAACAGAAGUUCGGGGAUCAUCUCAGUGACACAGUGAUCACGGAGAAGAUACAGAAUGUGCAGAAAGCCCUGAGGCAGAAGUUUAAGACAGAAUGUCUCUAAUAUGUGGGGGAGUGGGUGUCUCUUCCUACCAUGCCUAUCGGUGUACCCAGGCAACCCUCCCAGAAAAGACAAGUCAGAUCUGCUGCUGCUCAGCUGAUUCUUCCCAAGAAACCAACCCGACUGAACAAUGUGCUAAACACAACACAAACCUUCACUGCCAAACCUCUGUCUGCAUUAACUGAGUUGGAAGGUUGCCCAGCCUGGCUGGUUUUGCACAUUUGCAUGCAAACCUCACUGCAGGGUGCAUGGAAUGAUCUCUGGGACUUUUUGAUGGGCACGCUCAAAAGCCUGAGGGUUCCCUUUGGGUCCAGGUAUGGGUCAGUAGCUCAGCUUUGUUCCAGCUUGCAGGGUGUUAGGGAGAAGGAGCAGCUCUGUGGUGGGGUCUCCAGCGCAGAUGGACUUUGUGUCACCCAACACGGCUUCUCUCUGCAUGUCUGUGUUUGCCCCCUUCUGCCUGUGGGGCAAUAUCUGUUCUCUUUGCUUCCCCUGAAUGUGUUUUACAAUAUUCUGCAGUAACAGAAAGGUAGACUCAUUAAAACAACACCAUAAAACAUUCUGAGAAAA
Molecule: messenger RNA, 2788 nt
Organism: Columba livia (rock pigeon)
Lineage: Eukaryota; Metazoa; Chordata; Aves; Columbiformes; Columbidae
Exons: 8
Coding region: 725-2224 (499 amino acids)
Molecular function (GO): DNA binding
Source: RefSeq, a predicted model, not a curated record